AUGCCGGUGAGAUCCGAAGCUUCUUGGGUCUCGCUGGAGAGCUUUCAGGAGUUGAAGGCUAAGUUGACCAUCGCACCUGUGUUGACCAUUCCCGACCCGAUGUUGGACUUCACUAUCCAUAGUGAUGCUUCCAAACAAGGAUUUGGUUGUGUGUUGAUGCAACAGGGGAAAGUAGUAGCUUAUGCGUCGAGGCAACUGAAGCCUCUCGAGCAAAACUGCCCAACACAUGACUUGGAGCUUGCAGCAGUAGUUCAUGCUUUGAAGAUCUGGCGACACUAUCUCUACGGAGGAAAGUGCGAGAUUUUUAACGAUCAUAAGAGCCUGAAGUACAUUUUUAUGCAGAAGGAGCUCAACAUGAGACAAAGGGGGUGGCUCGAGUUAGUCAUGGACUAUGACUGCACCAUUAGCUAUCACCCAGACAAGGCUAAUGUGGUGGCCGACGCAUUGAGUUGGAAGGGUCGUGGUGGACUGGCUUGUGUUUUAACCCAACAGGAGAAGUUGAUUCGAGAGUUCAGCAGGCUGGAGAUAGACUCGGUGGAGCAGUUCCCGAGAGCCAGUGAAGUGUUAGAAUCCUUGGUUGUGGCACUGACCCUUCAAGAGAGGAUCGUGGCAGAACAGCCAAAGGAUAGAUUUCUGUGCCUGAUGAGAGACCUAUCUCAGGUUGGUUGGAUUGGAGGAUUCGCGACAGCACCGGAUGGAGCCUUAGUCUUUGAGCAGCGACUUUGUGUUCUGAAGGUGUUGGCUUUGCGAAGAGAGAUUUUGGAGGAGGCCCACAGCACCCCGUACUCUGUUCAUCCCUGGAGUACGAAGAUGUAUCAAGAUCUGAAAAGGUCUUUCUGGUGGAGGGGUCGCAAGAGAGAUGUAGCAAGGUUCGUCGACCACUGCUUCGUAUAUCAGAGAGUCAAGGCCGAAAAUCAGAGGCCGUCGGGCUUGGCUCAUCCACUUGAGAUCCCCGAGUGGAAGUGGGAGCAAGUCACAAUGGACUUUGUAGUAAGUCUCCCGAGAACGAGGAGUGGGAACAAUUCCAUCUGGGUUAUUGUGGAUCGUUUGACUAAGACCGCACACUUUUUGCCAGUGAAGACGACUAUGAAAUUGGAGAAGUAUGCCAAGACAUAUAUCCGAGAGAUAGUUCGACUCCAUGGAGUACCCGUGUUCGAUAGUAUCAGACCGAGACACAUGAUUUAUUGCACAGUUUGGAUUUGGCUGCACAUAGAUAUGGGCACGAGACUUCAUUUCAGCACCGAUUACCACCUCGAGACAGACGGACAGUCCGAGAGAACGAUUCAGACACUCGAGGACAUGUUGAGGGCAUGUUUUUUCGAUUGA
Striga asiatica is the source of this 1326-nucleotide messenger RNA. Lineage: Eukaryota; Viridiplantae; Streptophyta; Magnoliopsida; Lamiales; Orobanchaceae. The record is from the annotation of a GenBank genome assembly.